This is a messenger RNA of Oppiella nova, 469 nucleotides long. The record is from the annotation of a GenBank genome assembly. NCBI's taxonomy places the organism in Eukaryota, Metazoa, Arthropoda, Arachnida, Sarcoptiformes, Oppiidae.
CAAUGUGUGAAUCCAUAUCAAUGAUGGAUGUGAUCGGAGGCAAAGACAAGCACAUGAUCUCCGAGGAGAACCGAUUGAAGUCUUUCAUGGAUUGGCCCUUCAGUUCGGGUCAAUGCACGAGACAUACGGUGAGUGCGAGUGGUUUCUAUCACUGCAAUAUGUCUGGAGAGAGGGAUGGCGUGCGAUGUUUCUGUUGCUUCAAAGAGUUGGACGGAUGGGAUGAGACGGAUGUGCCUCUCGUUGAACACAAACGCAAUAAUAACUGCUAUUUCGCUAAUUUAGGCAAAAGUCAGUCCAAACUUACGAUCAAAGAGUUCCUUAAAGUGAUGGAAGAGCGAGAGGUGAACCUAAUGAACAAACGCAUUGAAGCUAUGAUUGAAAUGGAGAAGAAAACGGCCACUGAUUUGGGUCUCAACGAAGAUGACAAUUAGUGCCACAAACCAUCGCUCAACUCAUGAAAAUAUCCAUU